This is a messenger RNA of Myotis lucifugus (little brown bat), 2536 nucleotides long. It is a transcript of the gene ZNF567, whose product is annotated as zinc finger protein 567. The record is from RefSeq and is a predicted model, not a curated record. Lineage: Eukaryota; Metazoa; Chordata; Mammalia; Chiroptera; Vespertilionidae. Gene Ontology annotation, molecular function: DNA-binding transcription repressor activity, RNA polymerase II-specific. The transcript is spliced from 3 exons. The coding region runs from base 74 to 1915 and encodes 613 amino acids. Gene Ontology annotation, biological process: negative regulation of transcription by RNA polymerase II.
CAGGGAUUAGUGUCAUUCAAGGAUGUGACUGUGGACUUCACACAGGAGGAAUGGCAGCACCUAGAUCCUGCUCAUGUUGGAAAACUAUUGCCACCUCAUUUCUGUGGGGUGUCACAUGACCAAGCCUGAUGUGAUCCUGAAGUUGGAACGAGGAGAAGAGCCAUGGACAUCACUGACAGGUCAGACCUGCUUAAAAAAAAACUGGAAACCUGAAGACUUUUUAGUGAAAUUCAAGGAACACCAACAUAAGUAUUCUAGAUCAGUUGUAUUCAUCGGUCACAAAAAACUGAUUAAGGAGAACAAUAAUGUGUGUGACAACACACUUACUUUAAGCAAAAACCCUAUAAAUUCAAAAAAUCUAAUUCCUGAAUAUAACCAUUAUGGAAAGAUUUUUAAAAAUGUAUCAGAAUUAAUCAUCAAUAAUAUAAGUCCUGCAAGAAAGAGGCAUAGUGAGUAUGAUGGAUAUGAGAAGUCACUCUUUAGUGCUAAAUCAGAGACAGCUCACUAUGGAGUCAAAUCCCAUAAUCAAAAUGGUAGGGCUAUCAGUCAUAAUGAAGUUCGGAUGCAGUAUCGUAAGAUGGAAACUCCAGCACAGUCAUUUGGAUAUAAUGACUGCGAGAAAUUAUUGCUUAAAAAAGGAAGCUUACUUACAUAUCAGAGAACAUACAUAAAAGAAAACACAUCUGAAUAUAAUAAAAGGAGAAGAGCAACCAAUAUUGAAAAAAAACAUAUUUGCACUGAAUGUGGAAAGUCCUUCUGCAGGAAGUCAGUAUUAAUUCUGCAUCAGGGAAUUCACACAGAGGAAAAACCCUAUCAAUGUCAUGAGUGUGGAAGUUCAUUUAGAAGGAAGUCAUAUCUCACUGAUCAUCAGAGAACACACACAGGAGAGAAACCCUUUGUUUGUAAUGAAUGUGGUAAGUCCUUUCGUCUAAAGACAGCCCUCACUGAUCAUCAGAGAACACAUACAGGGGAGAAAUCAUAUGAAUGUCUACAGUGUAGGAAUGCCUUCAGAUUGAAGUCACAUCUCAUCCGUCAUCAGAGAACUCAUACAGGAGAGAAACCAUAUGAGUGUAAUGACUGUGGGAAGUCUUUCCGCCAGAAGACAACACUCUCUCUACAUCAGAGAAUUCAUACAGGAGAGAAGCCUUAUAUUUGUGUAGAAUGUGGGAAGUCCUUUCACCAGAAGGCAAACCUUACUGUACAUCAGAGAACUCAUACAGGGGAAAAGCCGUAUAUUUGUAAUAAAUGUGGGAAAUCCUUUUCCCAGAAGACAACUCUUGCUCUUCAUGAGAAAACUCAUAAUAAGGAGAAACCCUAUAUUUGUAAUGAAUGUGGAAAGUCCUUCCGCCAGAAGACAACCCUUGUAUCACAUCAGAGAACACAUACUGGGGAAAAAUCUUAUGAAUGCCCUCACUGUGGGAAGGCCUUUAGAAUGAAAUCAUACCUCAUUGAUCAUCACAGAACUCACACGGGAGAGAAACCAUAUGAAUGUAAUGAAUGUGGAAAAUCCUUUAGUCAGAAGACAAAUCUCAAUCUACACCAGAGAAUCCAUACAGGGGAAAAACCCUAUAUUUGUAAUGAAUGUGGGAAGUCCUUUCGCCAGAAAGCAACCCUCACUGUACAUCACAAAAUACAUACAGGUCAGAAAUCCUAUGAAUGUUCUCAGUGUGGGAAAGCCUUUAGCAGGAAGUCCUAUCUCAUUCAUCAUCAAAGAACUCAUACAGGAGAGAAACCAUACAAGUGCAAUGAAUGUGAAAAGUGCUUCCGCCAGAAGACAAAUCUAAUUGUACAUCAGAGAACUCACACAGGGGAGAAACCCUAUAUUUGUAAUGAGUGUGGUAAGUCCUUUAGUUAUAAGAGAAACCUCAUUGUCCAUCAGAGAACUCACAAGGGAGAAAAAAUGGACAUGCAAUAAAAUGUGAUUUCUUUGGGAAGCGUUCCUUCCCAAGUUAUUGUAAAACUUUAGUUUUUAAAAGCAUGCUAAUAAGGUCAUUUUAAUCACAGAUAUUAUUAAUUUAAAGUACCAUACAGCAUAACUUUUUACUGCUUACUAGCAUAAAAAUUGGUAUGAUCAUUGUUACUGAACUCUAUCAGCAGUGAAUCUAAUUUUUGUUUUCAAGUUCUGAUGACUCAAUUUACUUUUUAAAAACUUAUACAGGGAGAGGCAAGAUUUUUAAAUGGCCAAAAGCAUUAGUCUUCAUAACAGAAAUGAAAUAUGAACUAUAUUUCUCAUUGCAUUUGGUAAAAAAAAAACACAUAGUUAUUACUUCCCCAAAGAUUAUCACUUCCCUGGCUUAUAACAGCAUGAAGUAGUUUUUGCAUGUCUUUACAUAUCUUUAUCACACAUCAUGAAUUCUUUUGUGUCUUUUUUCACUCAACAUUCUGAAGAUUCAUACAUUGUGUGGCAGUAGUGUUUUCAUAUUUAUUUUGUAUAGUAUUCCACUUUUAAAAUAUCCUGCUGUUUAUCCUCUUGAUGGUUAUUUGUAUUUUUUAUAAUUUUGUGUUAUAAUAAAGUUACUACUAUAAGUAUUCUUGU